AUGGAAGUUGUCGGGGACACCGAUCUGGCAUUCUUCUCAGCUAAUGCUGCUGCUCAGGCCUCAAGAAAGUCCUCUCCAAGAGUCACAAAUGAAGCUGUCCAAAAGGCUGCUGCUGCUUUGGAGGGCUAUGAUCAUCGCCGUGCCACAACUGUGAGUGCUAGAACUGAUGCUCAGCAAAAGAAACUUACUUUGCCAGUCGUGCCAACAACCACCAUUGGCUCCUUCCCUCAGAGUGAGGAACUCAGAAGAGUGCACUGUGAGAGGAUGUCUUGGGAAGAAUAUGUUAAGGCCAUCAAGGAGGAAAUUAAGAAAGUUGUCAAGCUUCAACAGGAGCCUGACGUAGACGUCUUGGAUCAUGGGGAGCUUGGGAGGAACGAUAUGGUUGAAUACUCUGAGGAGCAGUUGUCUGGUUUGGCUUUCACCGUUAACGGGCUCAAAACUUGCUAUAAAAUUGCCUUGGCCAUCAAGGACAAAGUUGAGGAUCUUGAGAAGGCAGGGAUUAAUGUUAUUCAAAUUGAUGAAGCAGCUUUGCGAGAGGGUUUGCCACCGAAAAUCCACACUCACCUGUACUCCCACUUCAACGACAUCAUACACUCAAUCAUUGACAUGGAUGCCGACAUCAUCACAAUUGAGAACUCUCACUCUGAUGAGAAGCUUCUCUUUGUUUUCUGCAAGGGAGUUGAGUUUGUUACUGGGAUUGGCCCCAGUGUCUAUCACAUCCACUCUCUCAUAAUGCCAUCAACUGAAGAGAUUGCUGACAAAACCACCAAGAUGCUAGCAACAAACAUGUUGUGGUUUAACCCUGAGUUUUUGCUCAAGACUCGCUCUGUCGAGACUCAGGAUAACGAAUUGGCCAUCGCAAAGGUUAAGGUUGUGCUGAGUUAA
This is a messenger RNA of Eucalyptus grandis, 885 nucleotides long. RefSeq names its product 5-methyltetrahydropteroyltriglutamate--homocysteine methyltransferase-like. Gene Ontology annotation, molecular function: 5-methyltetrahydropteroyltriglutamate-homocysteine S-methyltransferase activity; zinc ion binding. Lineage: Eukaryota; Viridiplantae; Streptophyta; Magnoliopsida; Myrtales; Myrtaceae. The transcript is spliced from 8 exons. The record is from RefSeq and is a predicted model, not a curated record. Bases 1 to 885 code for a protein of 294 amino acids.